This is a messenger RNA of Neoarius graeffei (lesser salmon catfish), 984 nucleotides long. It is a transcript of the gene sypb, whose product is annotated as synaptophysin b. Gene Ontology annotation, cellular component: presynaptic active zone; synaptic vesicle membrane; synaptic vesicle. The record is from RefSeq and is a predicted model, not a curated record. Lineage: Eukaryota; Metazoa; Chordata; Actinopteri; Siluriformes; Ariidae. The coding region runs from base 1 to 885 and encodes 294 amino acids. The transcript has 8 exons.
AUGGAUGUAGUCAACCAGUUGGUCGCCACUGGGCAGUUCACUGUCAUCAAACAGCCUUUAGGAUUCAUAAAGAUCCUACAAUGGUUUUUCGCCAUCUUUGCUUUCUCCACCUGUGGCUCUUACUCUGGCAUCUUCCGCUUGAGUGUGGAGUGUAAAAACCGCUCGGAAAGUGACCUGGACAUCGAUGUUGAGUUCGAUUACCCAUUCAGACUCCAUCAAGUGUGGUUUGACGUGCCCACAUGUAAAGGUGCCGAGCCGGAGCGGCUGUUCCUCGAAGGUGACUACUCUUCCUCAGCUGAGUUCUUCGUCACUAUUGGUGUUUUCUCCUUCCUUUACUCUAUGGCAGCUCUGUCUGUCUACAUAUUCCUGCUCGAGAAAUACCGCGAGGGAAACCGUGGCGCACAGGCCGAUUUUGUGGUGACAGCUAUUUUCACCUUCUUUUGGUUGGUGAGCUCAGCAGCAUGGGCUAAAGGCCUCUCAGAUGUUAAGGAAGCCACCGACCCUGAUGAGGUCAUCAAGCUCAUACCAGCCUGUCGGCAUGAGGAGAACCGCUGCAAAGAAGUGCAUGAGCCCAUUGUGUCUGGCCUAAACACGUCUGUGGCAUUUGGGUUCUGUAACCUGGUGCUAUGGGCAGGGAACCUCUGGUUUGUGUUUAAGGAGACUGGCUGGCUUGGUGCUGUUGCUGGCACCUACGUGCCCUCGGAAGGAAAACAGCCAGCACCAGACUCUUAUGGCCAGGCGGGUUAUGGUCAGGACCCUUAUGCUGGCUCUCAGGGUGGAUAUCAGCCCGACUACGGGCAACAAGCAGGCGGAUACGAGGGAGGAAGCUACAACCAGGGAGGGUAUGAUCAGGGUGGACCGACCUCCUUCUCGAAUGAAAUAUGAGUAAAUUCACACAACAGAGCAGCUCUGUGCAGAGCACAUGAGAGGCCGGUUACAUAAGCAAGGAGAAAGGAGCCUGCCUAUUACCCAUGAUCCCACACU